Haplochromis burtoni (Burton's mouthbrooder) is the source of this 3628-nucleotide messenger RNA. It is a transcript of the gene dnajc5gb, whose product is annotated as DnaJ (Hsp40) homolog, subfamily C, member 5 gamma b. Bases 890 to 1549 code for a protein of 219 amino acids. The transcript is spliced from 6 exons. NCBI's taxonomy places the organism in Eukaryota, Metazoa, Chordata, Actinopteri, Cichliformes, Cichlidae. The record is from RefSeq and is a predicted model, not a curated record.
UAUGCAGCCAGUCGUGUUAAAAGCUGAUUCAUGUGAAUGAAUUGUUGACUUAUAAUCGGUCAAACAUCUCUCAUGAAUAUCAAGCUAUUUUGAACCAGAAGUAACAUUUCUGUCACAAGUUAGAAGCUGCAGUCAGUGUUUGGGUAAAGUGCCGCCUAUGUCCUUUAUUUAUCAAGGUAACAAGUUUUAUUGACGUUACAAAUGUCAAAUUCAAGACAAAUUUAGCCAGUAGGGUAGCAGAAUUUGCCACAACUAUAACAUAACAGCUCUACAACAUGUAAGUUAAGGAGUGCUGAAAUGCAUUUGUUGUUCUUGAAAGAGACUGGCUGACCUUUUUAAGUGAAAAGGUAAAUGUGAAGGAGUAUGAUGUCCUUUUAAGGAAAACAAACAUCCCCAGCAAAUAGGCCUAUUUAGGUUUAUUAGCAAUAAACAAGAGUUGUAAACCAGUGUAAUUACACGUGUUAAAGCACUUUACCUAACUGCUGGUAUGAGGAACGUUUGUAUUUAAACUUGAUCCUACUUUCUGUUUUGAGCUUUAUUUGGAUAUAUGACUGUAUGUGGGAUUUGCAUGUAGGAUUAUCCCAGAGAACCCCAGCUUUCACCCACAGUCCAAAGACGUGCAGGUUAGGCUAAAUUAGGUUAAUUGUACAAAUGUGUGCAAGUAAUGCGCCUACUUCAAUGCAGAUUAAUGAUAUACUGAAUGAUGUCCUUGGUGAGCGUGCUGUCCAUCAGAACUUCCAGAUAUGUUCUUUUUUUCCCCUCAAACUUCUUUAUUUCAACUAAACUUUUGAGCCCUUGAAGUUACUUUCCUGAUCUGUCUGCAUUGUGCCUGUCAGAAAAGGGUGGAAUUGUUUACAUUUUUUAUGUCACAGAAAACACAUCCUGAAACAUGGAGGAUCCAAACAGACCACAGAGGAAAAUGUCAACAGCAGGAGAGAGUUUGUACAAGUUGCUGGGAGUGGAGAAGGGAGCGUCUCCUGACGAAUUGAAAAGAGCCUACAGGAAAAUGGCAUUAAGGUAUCACCCUGAUAAGAACCCAGACAACCCCGAAGCAGCUGAGAAGUUCAAGGAGAUCAAUAAUGCCCACUCCAUCCUCACUGAUCCGGACAAGCGUGGUAUCUACGACCAAUAUGGAUCCAUGGGCCUCUCGGUGGCCGAGCAGUUUGGGGAGGAGGGAGUCAAAUAUUACUUUCUCAUGUCCAAGUGCUGGUUCAAGACCCUGUUUGUGUGCUGCACUAUUUUCACCUGCUGCUGCUGUUGCCUCUGCUGCUGUUGCUGCUGCGGAAAGUGCAAACCACAAGAUGAAGAGAACAAUUUCGUCUACAUGGACCCUGAGGACCUGGAGGCUCAGAUUAGAGAACAAGAUGCAGCAGACCAUCCCGUAAUAGUUAUUCAGCCGAACUCUAGCGAUGCUGCUAGCCAUUCAGCAGACCAUCCCGUAAUAGUUAUUCAGCCGAACUCUAGCAAUGCCGCUAUGCAUUCAGGGGAGAACACACCGAUUGUGAUUCAGACUCACGCAGCCAAGGGGGGCUCAGGACCUGGAGAAUGAACGACUGUAUCAAACACUGAAGUGCAGAAAAUGUUUUCAUCUCAGAGAUUUGUUUGUUUACAUGAGUCAAACUGCAAUUUAUUUGAUUGUGCCAUAGUUAUUUUUUAAAAAUGUGCUUUUUCUUUGAUCCAGUCUUGUAUUUAUUCUUUUAAAAUGUUAAAUUUCUGAAUUUGGGGCGGAGACUAAUAACAAAGCCAUGCAGAUCAAAGCCUCUGAGCUCGGGGAUAAUUAUCUUUUUCCUGCGCACUUUAAACUCACACAUUCAUAUUGAAUGUUUGGAAUAUUCUGAAGCUGCCAUGAUCAGAGCACGUUUUGGCCCAAGAUUCAGAAAUUUUCAGAUUUUUAUUUUUAAUAUGCCGAUUCAGGGGUUUCUGUGGAAGCUUGCUUCCAGCACUGGAAAGGGAAAAAAAAAUGCCAAGCGUAAAUCAGAAUUUUGGUGUCAGAUCUCAAAAUUUCGACUCAAUGACUCAGGAUCUCAAGUCGAGUCUCACUUAAAGUUUCACCUAAUCAGACGUGUGAGCUGGCAAGUGGAAAUUUUGAGAUGGUGACUUGAAAUUUUGACUUAACUUUGCCUCGCAGUUUAAAAAAAAUAAAUAAAUACAAAAAAUAACAAAACGCUUGUUCGGUCGCACUGCACAUAGAAACAGACUCUAUGUUAAACGGUUUACUGAUGUGGCCACAGAUCACACACAGAUUUAUCAAACAAAGGUUUAGUUUUAAAGUUUUAGCGCUGCCUUAUGUGACACAUUCAGUUGCCAGCUUGUAAAUGACUCUUUGAAGUUUAGUCUUGUGAUGCUUGCAGAGAUUUUAAGGAAUUACUAAAUCGCCUAAUUCUGAGAGUUGGAUGAAGACUGUUGAUCACAUUUGUGUUUGUCCACUUGAAAUCUACUAAGGAUAGAUUGUAAAUGGAUCAAAUACCCCCCAAAAUGAUUUGAGUCUUCCUAUAAAUGCCAUAAUUGUAAAACCAGAUUUAUAUACCUGCUUUUAAUUAACACAAAAAGAUUGGAUUUACUUCAAUGGUACGUUUAGAAAUUAGUCUAAACGCACCAUUGAGUUACAUUUGGCGCACCCCUUUAGGGCGAGUGCAGCAAUGUGUAGAAACCAAAGAAAUCACACGGAGGCUUCUGCUGUAGCGCCCUCUUUGUGUGUGAUUUCACCUAACAACAACCAGCAAGCCCCAGGAACCACUCGCCGACCAGCUGGGGGAGCACACCUUUUUCCAAGCCGCCUCCUCCCUCACUACCUGAAGCAAAGAACCGGCUGGACCAGUGGACCACUGUUUAUUCUGUUUGUGCAAAGAUUAAACAAAAGACAUGUUUUGGACAUGUUGAUUGAUGUUUCCACUUGUGAUGUUUUCAACCUUUAUGCUUAAGUCCCUUUGGCUCCUGCUCAAGCUUACUUAAUUAUACACACAGGCACAGUGACAAUAAUCUGUUUUAACUCCUGGAAAGUGAGCCAGUGUUUCAGAAGAGGUACAGUUGGUCAUUUUUGUCAUUGCACAUAAGUAAAAAAAUAUGCAGGGAGGUGAAUAGAGUUGUGUGAAUUUUUCUACACUUGACACUAAAACCAUCGUUUGUUUCUUUAGAAAAUAAGAUCGCAGCUUUCUGAUUUAUUGCCAUUUUGACUUUUUUGUGUAUGUCGUGAUUGUCUUGUAAAGUCAGAGAUGUAUAUUUAUGAUUAGAGGAUUUAUUACAAAUUGAGUAUUAAGGUAAAGAUUCUUUUGUUUAAAUGAUAUUUUUCUAUUUUCUCUCGGGGUAAAAAUGUUGAGAUUGUGUUUCAUUUUGAUUUCAUUUUAUACAAAUCUGGAUAUAAUGAUAAUAAUAUGGAUGCUGAUUUUCUGACGAUCCUUGACUGCGGUGUAUUUAAAAGCCUGCUUGUAUACUUUUGUAUGCCAAUGAUUAUACUUGACGCAAAAGUGCCUGAAUGCAGUUUUUGAAUAAUUUUACAGAAGUGUAUUUUAUGUCAUUAUCUAAACAUUUCCAUGCUGAGUUUGUUCUGUCCACUUUGACAGAUUUCCAACUGUUGGUGUAAAUUUGAGUUUCUUCUAAAGCAUGAAAUAAAGUUGAAUAAUUCAGACAA